ACUUCUUCUUCCUCUCUUUCUGAAACUUAUCAGAGAGUUGAGUGAUCAUUCAAAAAAAGGUGUGAUGGAGAAAGUGAGAGAGAUAGUGAGAGAAGGGAGGAGAGUAGGGAAUGAAGAUCCGAGAAGAGUAGUUCAUGCUUUCAAAGUGGGACUUGCUCUUGCGUUUGUCUCUUCCUUUUAUUAUUACCAACCUCUCUACGAUAACUUCGGUGUCAAUGCAAUGUGGGCUGUCAUGACCGUAGUUGUCGUCUUUGAAUUCUCUGUAGGGGCUACGCUUGGGAAAGGAAUUAAUAGAGCAGUCGCAACAUUAGUAGCAGGAGGACUAGGGAUUGGAGCGCAUCACCUAGCAAGUCUGUCAGGUCCAACAAUAGAACCCAUUCUUCUCGCCAUCUUUGUCUUUAUCCAAGCUGCAUUGUCGACGUUCGUGAGGUUCUUCCCGCGGGUGAAGGCAAGAUAUGAUUAUGGGGUAUUGAUAUUCAUAUUGACGUUCGCACUGAUAUCAGUGUCGGGGUUUAGAGAGGACGAGAUAUUGGAUUUGGCACAUAAGAGACUAUCGACAGUGAUGAUGGGAGGAGUUAGUUGCGUACUUAUCUCUAUCUUUGUCUGCCCUGUCUGGGCAGGACAAGACCUUCAUUCUCUUCUUGCCUCCAACUUUGACACACUUGCCCACUUCCUUCAAGGUUUGUCUUUUUCUUUGAAAUUAUUUCUCAUGUAUAUAUAUAUAUAUAUAUAUAUAUAUAUAUAUAUAUAUAUAUAUAUAUUCUCAUUGAGUUAUGAAUUAAAAAGUGGGAAUUUGGCAGAAUUUGGAGAUGAAUAUUUUGAAGCGACAGAGGAUGGGGACAUCAAAGAGGUGGAGAAGAGGAGAAGGAAUCUUGAGAGAUAUAAAAGUGUUCUCAACUCAAAAAGCAAUGAAGAAGCGUUGGCUAAUUUCGCAAAAUGGGAACCACGUCACGGCGUAUUUAGAUUUAGGCAUCCAUGGAAACAGUACCUUGCUGUGGGUGCAUUACUCCGGCAAUGUGCUUACCCGGUUGAUGCCUUGAAUUCAUACAUCAACUCAGAUAUGCAGAUCCCAAUGGACGUGAAAAAAAAGUUAGAAGAACCAUUAAGAAGAAUGAGCUCAGAGUCGGGGAAGUCAAUGAAAGAAAUGUCCAAUUCAUUAAAGAAAAUGACAAAAUCAUCUACAUCGGAUGUCCAUGUAGUAAACUCACAAUCUGCCUGCAAAACUCUUUCCACUUUACUUAAAUCAGGCAUCUUAAACGAUGUUGAGCCUCUUCAAAUGAUCUCACUGAUGACUACAGUCUCUCUGCUCAUUGACAUUGUUAAUUUAACGGAAAAGAUCUCAGAAUCCGUACAUGAGCUUGCAUCCGCAGCUAAAUUUAAGAACAAGAUGAAGUCGUCGUCCAAUUCGGAUGCCGGAAGCACUACUAGUGCCGUGCCAAUCAAAUCUUAUGAAGGUGAUAGUGCUGAUGAUGAUCAUGUUGUUACGAUUUUAGGUGAUGUUAUUACAUCAAACAAUAAUGAUCAAUCGCAUAGGGAGAGUUCAGUGGAUUCCUGUCAUCAUGUCGCCAUAGAGAUUGACGAUGACGAUUCGAUCCAUGACAAACAUGAAGAAGAUAGUAAUAUACAUGUACAGACGAGUCGUGUAUCAUGUGGGCACACUAAUGCUAGUGAUCUUUUAAACAGUGGUGAUAUAAAGAAAUAAUAAUAUAACUAACUAUUUAAUUUACUAUAGGAUCUAAUCAUGCACUGUAUAGUAAAAUAAAGUUCCUUCGAACAAUAUUAUUUUUGGAUCCAACCUAA
Messenger RNA from Camelina sativa (false flax), 1800 nucleotides. RefSeq names its product aluminum-activated malate transporter 2-like. The record is from RefSeq and is a predicted model, not a curated record. Gene Ontology annotation, biological process: malate transport. NCBI's taxonomy places the organism in Eukaryota, Viridiplantae, Streptophyta, Magnoliopsida, Brassicales, Brassicaceae.